GCAAUGAUGCUUUCACUAUUGACAAGACUGUCAAUGUGUUGCAUAGAAUGGCUAGUGUAUUUUGCACUUACGCCUUGUAUCGUUUUGCUACACCUGUGAUCAGUAGUUUACAGACAGUUGUCAAUAAGUUGAGUUUGCAAGAUAGCACAUACACUAUAGCAAUUUUGCUGCUAGUAGAUGCUCAAAUGGCAAAUGGUCAGCAUCAUGAAGCUGUGCAUAAUCUAGAACUGAUUGGCCAUGAUUGUUUGAAACCUUGUGACAUGAAAGCAAAAUUGGGUGAUGUACUGUCUAAUGUCAAGUUUGGCAGUCAUCAUGGCACUUGUUGCUAUCAAAUUGGAAUGAGGUGCAUCACGUUUGGGUUUUAUGCGCAUGCCGAAGCGUUUUUACAUCACAUAGAAGUAUCUACAUGUGAUCUUGUCAUGAAACUGAAAGUGAGGCAUGCAUUUGCCAUCUUGUUACGACAAACUAAUAAACUGGAUGAAUGCAAACAAGCAUACAAAGAAUUAUACAAACAAGCAGCAGCGGUGUCUGGAUAUUGUGAGUAUCAAAUUAAAGCUCUUAUUGGUCAAGGAGAGCUUGCAUUUGGGACUGAUAGUGCAUUUGAUCUGUACAAUCAAGCUUUCCAUUUGUGUUGCUUUGGGAAGAAACAGAUCACACCAGAUCUACGUACUGAAGUCAUGUUGAGACUUGCUGAAUCCUCUGAUCCAGCUACUGCUAAAGGAAUUUAUGAAGAUUUAAUGAAGAUAUUUAUUCAAAAUGAAGACAACCAAAUGCUUUCUGCUUGCUGUUGCAAACUUGGUGAAUUAUCCGUUGAUGAAGCACAUGAAGCAUUAAGGUUCUUCACUAACGCUGUGGAGGCUGCAAAGCAAUGUGGUGACAUCUUUGUACUAGCUCAAGCACAUUGGUUUCGAGGCUGUUGUCAGCGUAAAUUUCAGCAGUCAGAUUGUCGUAAGCAAGCAGAGCAAGAGUUUAGAAAGUCUGUCAUGUGUGCAGAAGAAGUACGCAAAAAGAAUGUACCAUCAAGAUUGCUUUUGUCUGAUAACGUUAUUUCUCUGUGUGAUGCAAUGGUCACACGAGAUAGUUGUCAUGCUCAAAAGAUUAGAAUUGCAAUAGCUCACUGCAUUGAAGCAUACUCAUGGAGUGAGCUUAAUGAGAGUGACAGAGCUCUAGAGCUGUACAGAUCAGCUAUCGUUCCACUCUGUGAGGUUAAACACUAUCUUGCAGUCAGAGAUACUGGAUUACAGUGUCAGGUAAUGCCUUGGUUUGACUUGUGUUACAAAUCUGUUUGUUCUUGGCUGAAACAGCGUCAGUCUGCUUUUGAGUUGCUUUUUUUGCAAGGCAAUUUUGAAGAAGCUCUUGUAAUAUCAGAAUUAGAUCGAUCUUUUAACCAGCUAGACACAUUAAUUCAACUACGAGAGCAUGGGGUCCAAGUCGACUUGAAUUUUACAAUUGAUGACAUUAAAAAAGUUAUUCAAAAUCAAACAGCAACUGUGGUUGUGUACAAAGAGAUGAAUGGUUUCGUCUACAUAUUUGUAGUUGACCCUAACACGGGACUAGUUCAUGGUGCAAAGAGUCCAUUGUGUUAUCAUUCCAUUGAAGCUGUUUGUUGGGAGCCUUUACGGUUGGACUAUGUCAGCUCAUCUUCAUCAUCCAUGCCUGGUUAUCCUGACUUGAAACGAAAACAUUUAGAAACAUUGUAUGACAAUCUUAUUCGUCCGAUAGAAGACAUGCUGCCUAAGAAAAAUUCAAGUUUGGCUUUGGUCACUGAUGCAAAAAUUGCAUCUGUACCAUUUGCAGCUCUUCAGAAAGAUUACCAGAGUUUAGAUAUUACUCAGCAAUAUAGCAUCUAUCACAUUCCUUUGGUUUACAGUCUGAAACUAGCACAGACAGACUUGAAGACAGCUUGCAAUUGUGCUGUUGUGGCUGCUCCUGGCUUCAUUUGUGAAACUACAAAAGAGCAAUAUUUAGACUCGUCUGCAUUGCCCGAUUCUAUAGUUGAAGCACGCAUUGUUGCUUCACACUGUCAGUCCUCUCCAUUUGUCAAUGAGUUGGCUACAAAGGAAAUGGUUUUACCUCAUUUUCCACAUGCAAACCUUAUUCACAUUGCAACACAUGGGAAGUAUUGUAAUGGUUGCAUUCAUCUUAAGUUUUACUCUUCUGAAAUGGUGGGUAAUGUUCCAAAGCACUCAGUGUUAUCUGGAAAUGAGAUUAGGGGCUUGAAGCUUCGAGCAAUGUUAGUUGUUUUGACUGCGUGUGUUAGUGGAUUCAAUCACUUUCAGCUUGGUGGAAGAAUGGGGCUAUCGAGUUCAUUUUUUGUAGCAGGAGCCCAGGCUGUUUUAGUAACUUUGUAUCCAGUAGUAGAUGCCUAUACUAGACUCUUGAUGAGCUUUUUUUACUGGAAGUUACGUAACAACUAUACAAUCGCUGAGUCUUUGCAGAAAGCCACACUGCUGUUAAGGGUUGUUAUCAAUGAAGAAGACCCUCUUGCUUGGGCUAGUUUUCUGAUUGUUGGAAGUGGCAGUGCGACUGUCUCUUUUUCUAAAUCACCUAUUUAUAUUUCUCACGUUGAUUCUUGUCACUACUUUGCGGGAAGUGAAGACGUUAUGGAUAGUUUGCUCCGUUGGCAUACAUCUGACAACGUUUAUAAAAUAAAGAUAAUAAGUGGACCAAGUGGAAGUGGGAAAGUGACCUUGGUAAGUGAAAUGCUCUCUAGGGUUGGCUCACAAUAUAGAACUAUAAUUAGAAUCAGAGACGACCAUCAGCACGCCUUUAAAGCUGCUGUGGAAGAAUUGACUCUACACUUUCACUCUUUAUUUUACAAAGAGGAUAAAGUUGGCCAGCUCAAUUGUAGUACUGAUGAGGGCAAGACUAGCCUUCUAAUUUUGGAACGUGUUUCCAAGUAUGAAGAUAUAGAGAAGAUUGCUCAAAGAUUUAAAGGAAGAGUGAUGGUAACGACUGAGUAUAUAAGUGAAGAUGAUUCUUUGGUGGUGAAAAAAAUGUCUCAGGAAGAGAUUAAGGGGUGUUUUGUAGUCAUGCAAGAGAUGUCUACAGAAGAUGGAAAAAGGUGUUUUGUGGCAAACUUCGGCGAUAAUUUUUUUGAUGAAAAUAAUGGGAAUGUGACUGACUGUUCUUGCACAGUGGCUUCUCUAUUUGCCAAUCGUAAUCUAUUAGGGUACCCACUGGAGACCUUGCUUGCUUCUUUAUGUGUGCGGUUAAAGUGCGUAAUGCUGAAACACUUGUUGUCUAACCUGGACAAGAGAACGAAUGGAACAGAACAGAAAAGAGCUAUUAUUAUAGAAUUUCUUGUUUACAAGAUUGUUGAGUCAUUGUCAGAAAGAGUGUGUGCUGUUCUUUUCUUGUGUUCACUUCGUGAUUGUCGAUCUGCACCAAAGUCACUACUGGUAGACACUUUGGCUAAUUGCAAUGGAAGAGGAAGGCCACUGACAAGACAGGAAGUUGAAGAUGACAUUGCAUAUGCUGUGGAUUUGAAGCUUGUCUCUCGAGAUCACAAUGCAAUUGUAUUGAAGCAUAAUUUGUCUAAUGCAGACUAUAGUGAAAGUGUAGAAGUAAUUUCUAUGCAUCCUUGGAUGCAGUCAUUGCUUGGUCAAGACCUAUCACAUUCCUUUGUUGUGCGGAUUGCACACAACUUCUGUCGAGCUUUAGUUGAGCAUUUCAACAGUAAUAACAUUCCUGUCAGUCAUUGUGCAUUAUUGACUGCUCUUGGAGUAGCAUUUUGUAAUCUGCUGUUGCUGGACAAUAUUCAAUUGCACAUGUUCGAAGAGGAAAGUGUAGAUGAAGUCAAACAGCUUAUUAAGUGCCUGGAAAAUUUCUCGUGGCCAAAGAGAUUUCACUCCAAAGUUACCAGAGUGUUGAAAGACAAAUUGAAUGCCGGUUCUUCACAAAGGCAACUAGUUCAGUUGCUCAGUUCUACUCUUGGAAUUGAUCUGAUGGCUGUUACGAAUCAUUGCAGGUCAGUGGGUGACAAUGUGAUUGAUUUGAAACCAUCACACCUCAUUAUUGUGUCCAACGAAUGGCUGAUGCAACCUAAACAUUGGGAUAAGGAGAUUUUGAAGCGAGCUCACAGAAUGGAAUUUCUUCAAAGUUUGCUGCGAAAACCUUUGCCACAGGGUUGUAAGGAUAACUGGGAACUUCAUGGUGUUUCUGGUGUUGUCAAUGCUCUCAUCUAUCUUUCUAUAACACAACCCGAUCUAAUGAAACUAAUCACUGUUACUGAUCGUAUGAUUAUUGUUGACCCUCAUCAUGUCCAUAUGUGGUGGCUCAUUGUAGUCAAUAUCAACAGUCAAUCGAACAGUGAGCAAAUGACCUUUCCAUCAGAAUCAGUUGGUGGAGAGCAGCGACACAUUUCACAACGUUUAAAUGACACAACUAAUAUGACAAUCAAGCAAGGCGCUUCCAAAGUAUUAUCAUCUACUAUUUCUAAUUAUGCACCUCUGGACGGGAAUCAUCAUCAUCCUGAACUUCCACGUGUGACUGAAGAGCAUUUAGCAAGCUUUAGUGGUAACUUAGUUGAUGUUGAUCAACAUUUUGUUGAGAGCAGUAGCGAAGGUCCUUCAGGUCAUCAAUUAUCAGAUUCUGAAGGGCUUGAAACUAAAGUGGAUUUUAUGGGAAGUAAACGGGGAACACAAUUGAAGGACUCUGAGCGAGAUUCUGCUGCAAACUCGCAGAUGCAGAAGGACGUGGCUACUGACUUUACCACUGAGCAAAAAGUUGUACAACAAAUUGGCUUAUUUCUACUGAAUUUGCUUCGAUAUAAGCAAGGCUGUAGCCCUCUACCAGAAACAGUUUUGCCUCUUUCCAAAGUGAGAAAGUAUAUUAUACAGGAUUGUUUACAAGAGCUUAACAAUAUCAUUAUGGAGAGCGUUUCUGGAAGUGUCUCUCUUCGUAAGCUUGGACAAAGACUGAAACAACUUACCUCAGAUCAAACGAUAUAAGCCAUGUGAUCUCCUCAUUCUUGGACACACAGUAAGCCUAGAUGUUACCCUAAGACAGUGCGGAAGGUUACGAAGUGGGGCCAGGUAUACGUAUCGGAUGCUUGGAUGAAAGCAAGUUGUCUUGAAGUGAUUAUUUACUAAUGUCAACUAUCCACAUGUGCAGGAGGUGUACAAGGCUGUGACUUUUAGUGUUCUGCAUUUUACUUGAAGAGUUGUAAUAUGUGACAUUUGUUUAGUACUUUCUAUAUUUGUUCAUUUGUGCAUUGCAGUCUUAGAACUUGUCAUUUUGUGCAGAAAUGUUGUAUACUUUACCCGUUCUUAGUUUUUGUAAUGUCUAUUCUUCAUUAUACCUGCUUUGUGAGACAAUUGUUUAUGACAUAUACUAUCUAACGCAC
Messenger RNA from Corticium candelabrum, 5347 nucleotides. RefSeq lists its product as uncharacterized. The coding region runs from base 48 to 4952 and encodes 1634 amino acids. The record is from RefSeq and is a predicted model, not a curated record. Gene Ontology annotation, molecular function: protein binding. Lineage: Eukaryota; Metazoa; Porifera; Homoscleromorpha; Homosclerophorida; Plakinidae. The transcript has 13 exons.